UGUUCCCGUGACAACGUGCUGAAGACGGUGGUGUUUCCUGUUCUCUACUCCCUCCUCUUCCUGUUGGGCCUGUCCCUCAACGGCCUGGCAGUGUGGGUGUUCUUCAGCAUCCCCAGCCGCUCCCACUUCAUCAUCUACCUCAAGAACAUUGUGGUGGCCGACGUCCUCAUGACCCUCACCUUCCCCUUCAAGGUGCUGUCUGACUCCAACAUGGCGUCCGUGGGUCUGCGUGUCUUUGUCUGCCGUGUCUCCUCUGUGCUCUUCUAUCUCACCAUGUACAUCAGCAUCCUCUUCUUCGGCCUCAUCAGCAUCGACCGCUGCAGGAAGACCCUCCAGCCCUUCAAGGUGACCAACAUGGCCCAUCUGACCCACAGAAAGCUGCUCUCUGUGGCUAUCUGGGCCUCCCUGCUGACCCUCUCCCUGCCCAACAUGAUCCUGACCAGCCACAGCCCCACCUCGGCCUACUUCAAGUGCAGCGUUCUUAAAACGGAGGCUGGGCUGCUCUGGCAUGAGGUGGUCAACUAUGUGUGCCAGAUAAUCUUCUGGGGGAACUUGGUGACAGUGAUAGUGUGUUACACACUCAUCACCAAAGAACUGUACAGUUCAUACGCCCGCACCAGGGCAUGCCGUUCUACUGGAGCCAUACACGACGCUGGUACUGGCGUGGGUAAUGUUGGAGGGCAGCGCCAGCCCCGGAGGAAGAGUGUGAGUUCAAACGUCUUCCUGGUGCUGGCUGUGUUCUUUGUGUGCUUCGUGCCGUUCCACUUCUCCCGCGUACCGUACACCCUGAGCCAGACGAGGGUACACCUGUUUGACUGCAACCUCAAGCUGUUGUUCUUCCAGCUGAAAGAGAGUACACUCUGGCUGUCCUCCCUCAACUCCCUCCUGGACCCUCUCAUCUACUUCUUCCUCUGUAAGUCCUUCAGAACCACCCUGUUCAAGACCCUCCGUCUCCCACCUGGGACCUGCAGUUGGCUCACUGGGAGAGGGUCCGAUCCCAACACAGCAGAGGAUCAGACACAAACACAGGAGACUCCCCUGGGAGACACAUCUAUUAUGUAAUCUAUCUGGAUUUAGGUAAUAGGUAACUAAAACUCUAUGUUCUAUCUAUGUAUCGUGAAGAUCUGAUGAAUGUUUCACAGAGGAUCAUACUGCCCUCUCCUGGAAGGUUGACUAAACUGAACUGUGUGUUCAUUAAAAUACCUGGGCAAUGGGAACAAUCAAUGUAAACUUCCAAUGAGAAACAAUAUUUUAGCCAGUGAUGAUUAUGAUAAUAUGCAGAGCAGCUGUUCCAGUACAGCAAUAGCUCUAUGUUUGUUACACCAGUCUGAUACACCAGUCUGAUAUACCAGUCUGUUACACCAGUCUGAUACACCAGUUUGAUACACCAGUCUGUUACACCAGUCUGAUACACCAGUCUGAUAUACCAGUCUGUUACACCAGUCUGAUACACCAGUUUGAUACACCAGUCUGUUACACCAGUCUGAUACACCAGUCUGUUACACCAGUCUGAUACACCAGUCUCUUACACCAGUCUGAUACACCAGUCUGUUACACCAGUCUGUUACACCAGUCUGUUACACCAGUCUGUUACACCAGUCUGAUACACCAGUCUGAUACACCAGUCUGAUACACCAGUCUGAUACACCAGUCUGAUACACCAGUCUGAUAUACCAGUCUGUAACAGUUAGUAGAAUGUUAUAACACCCUCUAAACAUCACCGUAACCUCAUGCCAACAAACUCACCUCGGGUCUCGCUGUCUUUCUCGUAACAGCUUAGUUCCCUACACUGGCAUUCUGCAUUGACUUCAUCAACUGUUUUGGCCUAGGAACUGAAAUAAGAGACAUACGUACUUCCCCUGUAAUUAUGUAUAACCAUGGCACAGUGCUUAUGCCUGUCAUGUACAGGAUAGAGUCAGCAAAACGUUCUUUAAAGCAUAAAAAUGUGACAGGUGAUUGUUUUUUUCUAUUCUAUUAAAUUAGUCAUGUAUAUAAAAACCAUUCUUCAACACAUCAAUACGAUAUCUAAGGGAUAAAUCUCCUGAUUUCAGACGAUUAACUGAAAGCUAGCCGUUCUGUAUAUCAGACAUUAUACAACCUAUUUAACAGAUGGUCUAUGGGGAGGUGAGAGGGUGCAGCCUGUUGCUGCAGGGGCGGAUUGGCCAUCUGGCAAUUUUGGCAAAUGCCAGAUGGGGUGGACAAUUUUUGUUGUUGGGUGUGCUGGUAGAAAUUGACACAAGCACAAAAAAUAAUAUAUAUACAUGGCCAGCGGCCCAUGGGCCUGAUAAGAUAUAUAUAUAUUUAUUUUUGUACAUUUCUGUUUUAUACUAAUCUACAGGUAACUAUCCAAAUGAUGGAAACACUUGAGUACAUGAGGGAUACAAAUUAUAUUAAAAGCCGGUGCUUCCACACAGGUGUAGUUCUUGAGUUAACUAAGCAAUUUGUUUCCGAUCAUGCUGGGCAGGCGAUUAUUUUGGCAAUUAUUUUGGCUACCAUGGGAAUGACGCAAUAAGAUGACCAAUGUCAUCAUGCAUAGGGAACAAGUGGUCACUGAAUGGUUUGAUGAGAAUGAAAACUAUUUCAACCAUAUACCAUGGCCGUCUCAGUCACCGGAUCUCAACCCAAUUGAACACUUCUGGAGCAGCGUUUCCAACCAUCAUCAACAAAACACCAAAUGAUGGAAUCCCUUGUGA
Molecule: messenger RNA, 2693 nt
Organism: Oncorhynchus gorbuscha (pink salmon)
Lineage: Eukaryota; Metazoa; Chordata; Actinopteri; Salmoniformes; Salmonidae
Product: P2Y purinoceptor 12-like
Exons: 2
Biological process (GO): G protein-coupled receptor signaling pathway
Cellular component (GO): membrane
Molecular function (GO): G protein-coupled purinergic nucleotide receptor activity
Source: RefSeq, a predicted model, not a curated record